Molecule: messenger RNA, 4142 nt
Organism: Planococcus citri (citrus mealybug)
Lineage: Eukaryota; Metazoa; Arthropoda; Insecta; Hemiptera; Pseudococcidae
Product: plexin-A1-like
Exons: 1
Coding region: 169-2997 (942 amino acids)
Biological process (GO): positive regulation of axonogenesis; regulation of cell shape; negative regulation of cell adhesion
Cellular component (GO): semaphorin receptor complex; plasma membrane
Molecular function (GO): semaphorin receptor activity
Source: RefSeq, a predicted model, not a curated record
AUAUUACCAAAAAAAGGGCCUCUUUCAGGAGGAACUGAACUCACCCUCAAGGGAAAUUUCAUAGUUGAUAAUGAUUCUGUUGAAGUGAAAAUUGAUAAAAUUGCUUGUGAAGUAUUCUUCAGGAAUUCCAGUACAAUAAAGUGUCACACACCUGCAUUAAACAAAUCAAUGAAAUGUAACACGAGUAAGAACUGCAAUGUGAAAGUAAAAUUUGAAAAGUAUCCCAGGAGAAAUUUUACCAAUGGAAAAUUCAAAUUCAAUUAUACGGAGGAUCCUGUUAUUUAUAAAUUUGAAUUGGGCAGCGGUAAUGAAAAUCAACCUAAAAGUAUACCAGCAGGAGGUAUCAGAUUAGUUCUAAAAGGAAAAAACUUGAAUUCAAUUCAAAAACCACUGUUUUACAUUUACAAUGAGGACAUGUCAAAACGAUACGAGUCAGAAUGCGAAGUUUGGGAUUCGGAUGCUUCAAUGAUGAAUUGUGUUACACCUGAUAUUUUAGAUAUAGAUAGCUCAUCCAUAAACCAAAUAAGUAAUCCGAUCAGUUUGAAUUAUGGAUUUGUAAUGGAUAAUGUUGCCAAUGUACAAAAUAUCUCCAUGAACCCUUCCAACAACAAAUUCAAAAAGCUCAUGUUGUAUCCUAAUCCAACAUUUGAAUCAUCUAAUGAAGAAAUCAAGACUUCUUCUUUAGGUAAUGCUGAAAUUCUCAUUAUUGAGGGGGAAAAUGUGAAUUUGGUGUGUAGAGAAACUGAAAUUAUUGUAAAAGUUGGUAAUCGCAAUUGUGAAAUAAAAUUUUUAGCAGCACAGGGACUCACUUGUCAUCUGUCAACACAAAGUGGCUUGAGCAAAUCAGAUGAAAUUGGUGAUGAGCCUCAAAAUAUCACUGUGCAUAUUGGACCAAAGUUUCAAGUAAUUGUUGGGAAGUACAGAGCAAAAUCUUCACCGAAGCGAAUGAUUGUUGAUCAGUACAAUGUAAAAUCCUCACCGGAGCCGAUGCCUUAUAUUUUAUACAGUAGUGCUACAAUAGUAUUGAUUGUAAUAAUCUUUAUCAUAAUCGCAUUCACAUGUAAAAAGUUUUCUAAAAAAUCACGAGACUUGAAAAAAGUGUACAAACGUCUAAAUGAAUUGGAGUUAGGAGUAGCCAAAGAGUGUAAAGCAGCGUUUACUGAUUUACAAACCGAAAUAACCGAUCUCACAACAAAUUUCAAAUUAGAAAGAAAAUUACCAUUUGUUGACUAUCAUACCUACGUGAUGAAUAUCAUUUUCUCAGGUAUCAAAGACCAUAGCUUUAUAUUUACCGAAACAUCUGAAAUAUUAGACAAAGAACAAGGGUUAAAAUUGUUCAACCAAUUACUUCUCAAUAAAACUUUUCUACUGCUGUUUGUUCAAACGCUUGAAAAGCACGCAGAUUUUUCCAUGAAUGAACGAACUGAGGUUGCCUCUAUGAUAAUGAUAACUUUACAAAAUGACAUGCAAUACUGCACCAAUAUCCUCAAAACAUUGAUUAGUCAGCUGAUUGAAAAAUAUGUCAGAGGUAAUAAUGAUCCCAAGCUUUUGUUUCGACAAGGUGUCGGUAUUGCUGAAAAAAUGCUUUCCAUUUGGUUCAGUUUCCUACUUCACGAAUUUCUCAAAGCGAAUGCCGGAGAGCCAUUGUAUAGAUUAUUUUGUGCCAUAAAACAACAUGUGAAUAAAGGUCCCAUUGAUGCUGUAACAUCCAAUGCCAGACACUCCCUCAGUGAAGAUAAAAUAAUUCGACAAGAUUUCGGCGAUUUCAAAACGAUGACCAUUCAUGUAAGUGUUUCCCUAAAAACCGCCUUAUCGACUGGUUUGAAAUCAAUAGUUGUAGAAGAACCGGUCAAGGUGUUGGAUUGUGACACAAUAUCUCAAGUAAAAGAAAAAGCCAUAGAUGUGAUUUAUGCCGACAUCCCUUAUAGUCAACGCCCAGAUUCAUCAUCAACAGAAAUAGAAUGGAUAGAUGAUAAAAUGUUCGCAACACCCUUAUCUGAUUAUGAUUCUACUUCAAAAAUAGAACACGAAUGGAGACGACUGAAUACUUUGCAUCAUUAUGGAAUUCCUGAUUUCAGCAAAUUCAACUUGAUUUCAGCUAAAAUCAGAAGUAUCAGUAAUGCAUCCACACUGCGGGUUAAUAAAGUCGAGACACCAGGUAUGACGAGAGCAAUGAAAUCAAUAAAAAAGAAAAUCGUCAACUCUUUAACAGCACCCACACGACCUUAUGAAACAAAUCACAAGACUUGGCAUCUGGUUAAACCUGAAGAUCACUGUGAAAUCAACUGUAACAGCAGUAAAAAUGAUACUCGUGGUGAUAAAUUGGUUUCUGAAGUCUACCUAACCAGAUUAUUAGCGACUAAAAGCAUUUUGCAGAAAUUUGUCGAUGAUUUAUUUGAGACUAUAUUCGAUGCGAAGCUUGAAGAAAAGGGGCCACCAUUGGCCAUCAAAUAUUUAUUUGAUUUCUUGGACAAUCAAGCAUCGCUUCAUGGUGUAACUGAUCCUAAUGUCAUACAUGCUUGGAAAAAUAACUGCUUACCUUUAAGAUACUGGGUAAAUUUGAUAAAAAAUCCUGAUUUCAUAUUUGACAUACAUAAAUCAAAUGUGGUCGAUUCGUGUCUUAGUGUGAUUGCUCAAGCAUUCAUGGAUUCUUGUUCAACUUCAGAUAAUCUUUUGAGCAAAAAUUCGCCAGCUUCCAAGUUACUUUAUGCAAAGGAUAUUCCCAUAAAUAGGAAACGAGUGAAAAAAUAUUACUCGGAUAUCAAAAGUUUACCAGUUGUACACGAAAAUGACAUGAAUGCCAUGUUGAAUGAAAAAUCACAUCUACAUGAAUGUGAAUUCAAUACGAACUCUUCUUUGUAUGCAUUGUACAACUAUGCCGUCACGUAUAAUAGCCAUUUGAUGAUUUCUCUUAAUGAAGAUGAAUUUGCACAGAAACACAAGCUUAUGCAACAGCUGAUAAAAGUUCACAGCUUGAUGGCACCUGAUCUGAACUAGUCGAUUUCUUUUUUUUUCGCGAUGCUUAUUUAAUGCGUAGGUAGGUAGGUACCUAUUUUUAUUUUGCCCCAUUUCUAGUGACAAAACUAUUUAGGUUUUUUUGAGAGGGGGAGGAGUUCAAGUUCGAUUGAAAAUUUGUCGAUCAAUACAUAGGGAGAAAAUAUCAAUUUUGACGAUUGAUAUCGUAAGUAUUCAUAACACUGAUCACUGUUAAAAAUUUUCAUUUUCUGUUUUGGAUUUUUGGGGACCCAUGUGUGAUUUUUCUAAUUUCAAAACAAGAAACGAAUUGGACCGAGUGAAGCAAGGGCGAACGUUUUUGAAAAUUUGAUUUUGAGAAGCCUAAAAGCGUUUUUUUUUUCAGGAAGUUGAUUUUGAAAAAAAAGAGGCCAGGCCUGAGCGAAGCGAGGGCGAAAACUUUUGAAAAAUUUGUAUUAUUAUAGAAUUAAAGAAAAUGUUUUUUUAUGCAAGGAGUUCAUUUCUUGGGUUUUAUAAUUUUAGAAUUCAAAAGAUUUUUUAAGAUGUUAAUUUUGAAAAAUAAAAGAAAACAGGUCCAUGUGAGUGCGAACGCUCUUGAAAAUUUGCAUUUCGAGAGGCACAAAAAACGAUAAUUUUUAUGCGAGAAACUCAUUGAAAAAAAAUAAAAUGAAAAAGUUAAAUGACAUUUCUUAAGAUUUCAAUUUUUAAAAAGAAAAAAAAACAAGCCCGAGCGAAGCGAGGACAAAACUUUUUGAAAAUUCGUGUUUUGAGAAAUAAUUUAAAAAAAAACUGGUUUUCUUUCAUCACGAGCCCUUCUUUUACCGGGCCCUCCAGAAAGCGUGGGUCUGGAGCAAUCUUUCCCCUUUGUCCCGGGCUUUCUAAUUGUCGUGAUUGGGACCUAUUUUCAACCCCCCUCCCCACCCUGGCUGCAUAGAAUCGAAGAAUUCUUCAUCCCACUCGAAAAGCCAGUUUCCUAGUAGGUCUACCUUAAUUCUAAAGUAGGUAUGUUUUGAUGCCUCUAACAGUUUUUUUUCUUAUUCUCCAAAUUCGAAACUACCCAAUAUGUCAUUCUGAUGUUUUAUCAUUGUGUUUGUUUUAGUUUUAUUUUCUUUAUUAUACUAUUAUUUCCUGUACUUAUUUGUUUGUUGUUUACUCACUGAUUAGAAUGA